AUGGUCUUUGUUGACCGUUUCAGCAAGAUGGUGUAUCUCGCUGCUGUCGCGGCGGAGGUGACCUUCGUACAGAUGGCACGUCUGUUCGUCGACAUGGUGUUCAAGCAGCAUGGCAUGACCAGCAACUUUGUGACGGACCACGAUCCGCGCUUUACGAUGCGUUUCUGCCAAGAAGUGUUCCCACUUCUUGAAACGCAGUUCUCAAUGUCGACUGCGGAUCAUCCGCAGACGAGCGGGCAAACCAAGCGCAUGAACCGCGUGCUCGUGGACUUGCUGAAGAGGUACGCCCAGGCGAUCCACAACUGA
Phytophthora megakarya is the source of this 306-nucleotide messenger RNA. The record is from the annotation of a GenBank genome assembly. Lineage: Eukaryota; Oomycota; Peronosporomycetes; Peronosporales; Peronosporaceae.